Molecule: messenger RNA, 3800 nt
Organism: Neoarius graeffei (lesser salmon catfish)
Lineage: Eukaryota; Metazoa; Chordata; Actinopteri; Siluriformes; Ariidae
Product: NACHT, LRR and PYD domains-containing protein 3-like
Exons: 10
Coding region: 103-2856 (917 amino acids)
Molecular function (GO): protein binding
Source: RefSeq, a predicted model, not a curated record
GUUGGAGUAAAUCUCAGCAGUUUCAUUUUGUGACAAGACGAAUGUGAAGCGUAAAGAACACAUUUUGUACAGCUGUAUUCUGUAGGAUAGUUAACCUCCAAAAUGAGUGUCUCUGGAAAACAGGAUACAAAGAAAUUGGACAGGCUCAGCACAGACUCACUGGAACCCAGCCAUUUUUCUUUGAAGAGUGACAGUUCGAUGGGAUUUCCAAUAAACUUCAGAGAUGGAGAGUGUUCUACUGAUCUGAGCACACAGCAGACAACUGAGAAUUUAAAAAGCACCUGCCAAAAGCAGCUGGAUUUAAUAUUCAAGGAUCUUGAGCACAAACUCAUCACUCUGUUGAAGAAUGAAUUAAAGAGGUUUAAGAGGCUCCUGAGUCCAGAUUACCCAGCAUGCACUGAGAGGGAGGUGGAGGAAGAGGAGGUUCAUCACAAUGUCAGAGAGGGAACGCUGAAGAUCACAUUGUACAUCCUGAAGAACAUGAACCACACCGAUCUCGCUAACACACUGCAGAACAAGUUGGAGUCAGUCCCUGUUUAUCAGGACAAAUUCAAAUCCAAACUUGUGGAGAAAUGUAAAGGACUUAAUGAAGGAAUCUCACAGCAUGGAAGCUCAGUACUUCUGAAUGAGAUCUACACAGAGCUCUACAUUACAGAGGGUUGGAGUGGAGACAUUAAUAAUGAACAUGAGGUGAGACAGAUUGAGACAGCGUCCAGGAGACCAGCAACACAAGAGACACCCAUCAAAUGUAAUGAGCUCUUUAAAGACAAGUCCAUCAGAAGUGUGCUGACUAAAGGAGUAGCUGGAAUUGGAAAAACAGUCUCUGUGCAGAAGUUCCUUCUGGACUGGGCUGAAGGAAAAGCAAAUCAGGAUGUCACCUUCAUGUUUUCUCUUCCUUUUAGAGAACUUAAUCUGAUGAAGGAGAAAAAAUUCAGUCUAAUGAAACUUCUUCAUCACUUUUUCCCAGAAAUGAAAGAAUUAGACCUAAUAGACUGCAAUGGCUACAAAAUCAUGUUUAUCUUUGAUGGUCUGGAUGAGUGUCGACUUCCUCUAAAUUUCCAAAACAAUGAGAGAUUGUAUGAUGUGACAGAGUCGGCGUCAGUGGAUAUGCUGUUGACAAACCUCAUCAAGGGGAAUCUGCUUCCCUCUGCUCUCCUUUGGAUAACAUCUCGACCAGGAGCAGCCAAUCAGAUACCUCCUGAGUGUGUAGACCUGAUAACAGAGGUACGAGGGUUCAAUGAUCCUCAGAAAGAGGAGUACUUCAGGAAGAGGAUCGGUAAUCAGAGACUGACCAAUAAAAUCCUCAGAUACAUGAAGUCUUCAAGGAGCCUGUACAUCAUGUGCCACAUCCCAGUCUUCUGCUGGAUUUCAGCCACUGUUCUUGAGAGAAUGUUGGGUGAAGUAGAGAGUGGAGAUAUCCCUAAGACUCUGACUCAAAUGUUCACAUACUUCCUGAUCUUUCAGAUCAAACGCAAGGACCAAAAGUACCAGGAGAAAUGUGACCCUGAUCCUCAGCAGACCAGUGCAAGUAUCCUGGCACUGGGAAAACUGGCUUUCAAACAGCUGGAGAAAGGAAACCUGAUUUUUUAUGAGGAAGACCUGAGAGAGUGUGGCAUUGACGUCAGAGAAGCUUCAAUUUACUCAGGAGUGUGUACCCAGAUCUUCAGAGAGGAGUUUGGGCUUCACCUGGGAAAGGUGUUCAGCUUUGUACAUCUGAGUGUUCAGGAGUUUCUCGCUGCUUUAUACGUAUUUCAUUCCUUUGUCUUAAAAAACAGAAAUCUUCUAAGGGAUCAAAACACUGGAAUGUUACCUCUCUUAAGAAAGCAAACCAUGUCUGCAUUCCUGAAGAGUGCAGUAGACAAGGCCUUACAGAGUGAGAAUGGACACCUGGACCUGUUCCUUCGCUUCCUGCUGGGUCUCUCACUGGAGUCCAAUCAGACUCUCUUGCAAGACUUACUGCCACAGACAGGACGAAGCUCUCACUGCAAAGAUGAAAUAAUCAAGUACAUCAAGGAGAAGAUCAAAAAGAAUCCCUUACCAGAGAAAUCCAUCAAUAUGUUCCAGUGCCUGAACGAACUGAAUGACUAUUCCUUAGAGCAGGAAGUCCAAACUUACCUGAACAGAGGUGGUAACGAUCGUCUCCGUCGAAACAGACUGUCUCCUGCUCAGUGGUCAGCUCUGGUGUUUCUGAUGCUGAACUCAGAACAGGAGCUGGAUGAGUUUGAUUUGAAGAAAUAUGAUAGAUCUGAGGAAUGUCUUCUGAAGCUGCUGCUGGUGGUAAAAGCAUCUAGGAAAGCCUUGCUGUUUGGGUGUAAUCUCACAGAGGAGAGUUGUAAAGUUCUGUCCUCAGUUCUCAGCUCAAACUCCUCUAGUCUGAAAGAACUGGACCUGAGUAACAAUGAACUGCAGGAUUCAGGAGUGAAGCUGCUCUCUGCUGGACUGGAGACUCCACAAUGUAAACUGGAGAUACUGAGGCUGUGUGAGUGUAAUCUCACAGAGGAAAGCUGCACAGUUCUGUCCACAGUUCUCAGUUCAAACUCCUCCAGUCUGAGAGAACUGGACCUGAGUGUCAAUAACCUGCAGGACUCAGGAGUGAAGCUGCUCUCUGCUGGACUGGGGAACCCACACUGUAAACUGGAGAUACUGAGGUUAUAUCAGUGCGCUAUUACAGGUGAUGGUUGUGCUGCUCUAGCUUCAGCUCUGAAAACAAACUCCUCAUCACGCCUGAGAGAACUGAAUGUGAGCAGAAAUAAUCUAGGAGAAUCAGGAGUGAAAAUGUUGUCUGAUCUGCUGAAGGUUCCCCACUGUAAACUGGAGACACUACAGAUGGACAUAAUCACAUACAGAUGUGUAUGAGGAGAGGAUGUGGUGCAAUAUUUUUAAUUCGUUAUUUUUAUAAAUUUUUUUAAUUUAUUUUAUUAUUCAGUUAAUAUCUGUCCACUGAAUAUUAAUAUUUCAAAUCAUGGUAAAAGAUUAAUUUACAGUUUGAUUUAGUUGGUUCAGUAAUUCUAAUAUCAGGGAUGCAAAAUCAUCUGGCAGGCAGCACAGUGGUGUAGUGCUUAGCACUGUUGCCUCACAGCAAGAAGGUUCUGGGUUCAAGCCCAGUGGCCGACGAGGGCCUUUCUGUGUGGAGUUUGCAUGUUCUCCCCGUGUCUGUGUGGGUUUCCUCCGGGUACUCCGGUUUCCCCCACAGUCCAAAGGCAUGCAGGUUAGACUAAUUGGUGGCUCUAAAUUGACCGUAGGUGUGAAUGUGAAUGGUUGUUUGUCUCCAUAUGUCAGCCUUGCGAUGACCUGGUGACUUGUCCAGGGUGUACCUCGCCUCUUGCCCAUAGUCAACUGGGAUAGGCUCCAGCUUGCCCGAGACCCUGCACAGGAUAAAUGGCUACGGAUAAUGGAUGGAUGGAAAAUCAUCUGGAAUGAAAAAGGUGACAAAGAUGCGAAUCCCCUGAGGGCCUGGAGCAUGCUGCCUGGGAAGAUUGAUUGAUUUAAAAUACAGUAUCUGCUUUAAAACGUGGAUUUGCAGUCAAUUUUUGCAUUACGGAUAGAGAGGGAAAAAACGCACCCUACAAUUAAUGUAAUCUUACUGUUACAAAAGUAAUGUAAGGGUGCACUUUGAUAACAGGCAUGAGCAUUUCAAAAUACUUCCAACAAAAAUCAUGUUUCUGAUAGUACUGAAUGUCAUAAUGUUUAUAUUGUUCUGAUAAUUAACAUUGACUCUAUAGGAAAUCUAGUGUACAUUGUUUUACUGAUGUGAGGAGAGAGAGAGAGAGAUGAGAAGAAAUAAAAACAACGAGUUAAUG